AGACCUCUAGUUUCUCCUUUCAUUGUUUUUAGCUGGAAACCUUUGUAAACAUAGCAAGUGUACAAAAUAACCCAGUGUGGAAUAGAGUGCAUGACGUGUUGAAGCGGUGUGCGUGAUUUCUGUUUCGUUUCCAGGGAGGUCUUGUUUACUGUUUCACUAAAGGCACUUUGUGGCAGGUUAAGCUUUUGCUUUCAUGUGUGGAAUGAGGAAGAGGCGAGUCUGUAGCCGAGCAGUGUAUCCUCCAAAAUGACGACCGCUGGGAAGACGCUAACGUGAGUUUACGCAGUGGUCCCACUGCCACUUGCUUUGAGUUGUGAUGCUGCAAUCAACAGAGGUUCCCCGCUGGUUGUCUCUGACUAUGGAUGCCUCCAAUCACAAAGCAUGUCUGCCCAGGAGCUUGUACUAAAGCAACGGACAGAGCUUCUGGAUGCACUGUGCAGCAGCGGCUCGAGUGAAACCCUGGAAAAGCUUUUAGAUGCGCUGCUUGCUCAUGGGGAACUGACGUGGGAGGACUAUCACAGCAUUCUGGUACCAGGUCGAGCGCUCUAUAAGAACGCCAGACAGCUGCUGGAUCUGGUUCAUGUCAAGGGUUCGGACACAUGUCGCUUCUUCCUGAGCGCUCUCAAACAGGUUGUGCCUGAAGUGCAGGAAACUGGCCGUUCCCCUACACAAUGCGUCGCAAGUGUAAUGGACACGGGCGAACGCCAGUGCACGUCUGCUCAGACUCUUUUGACCCAGAGGCUAAGUCUCGUGAACAUGCUGCAAGGCUGCAUUGAUGACACUCUAGAGGCGCUGCUUGUGUCGGGACACUUUACCUCAGGAGAGUGUGACGAGGUGCGGCUGCCCACAUACACCCCUUCUCAGCAGGCGAGACGUCUGCUCAAUUAUGUCCGAUCAAAAGGCGACGCAGCAGCGACGGUGGUGCUGAAUUCUGUUCAGCAGAGGCAUGAGUCUGGAUGUAACCUAACCCCAGAGAAAGUGACUCCUUCCAACGAGUUUGUAAAGUACCAGAAGAAGCUGAGCAGCUCACUGUCAGCGCAGUCCUGCUUCCUCAGCACUUAUGGAGGGACCAGCCACGUGUCUCUGGAGGACAUCUACACCAAAGGGCAGCUAGAACUGGUUCACAACUGCCCCGGUAUCAAGAGACCUUUGGGGAUGGAGGACAUAGUGGGCCCCGUGGGAACCGUGAACCAGGAUGCUGACACCGUGCUGAUUUCAGGAGAGGUAGGAAGUGGGAAGAGCACGCUACUACAGAGGCUACACUUGCUCUGGGCUCGAGGGGCAGCGCUGCAGGACUUCCUCCUCCUGUUCCCCUUCAGCUGUCGCAGGUUGAACGCGGAGCAACGGGAGCUGUCUGUCCAGGAGUUACUGUUUCAGCACUGCUGCUGGCCCGACAGGGAGCAGGAGGAGAUCUUCCAAUUCAUCCUGGACCACCCGCAGGGCAUCCUCUUCACCUUUGAUGGCCUGGAUGAGCUCAAGCAGAGCUUUUCGGACGAGUACAGACUCUGCUGCCCAACCCAGCAGGCACCUGUUCACAUACUGUUGUUCAACCUAAUCCAGGGAUCGCUGCUGAAGGGAGUGAAGAAAGUGGUCACUAGUCGUCCAGAAGCCGUGGGACCUUCCCUGAAGAAGCAUCUUUGCAAAGAAGUUCUCCUGACAGGAUUCUCCCCAAGCGCGAUUGAUAGCUUUGUGAGGAAACAUCACACUGACCCCACUGUGGCAGCUAAAAUUUUGGGGUCCCUACAGGCAAACACAGCUUUACUUGGACUGUGUCACAGUCCUGUCCUCUGCUGGAUCGUCUCACAGUGCUACAAGGAGCUACUGGGCUGUGGAGACGGCAGUCCACAAACCAUCACAGACGUCUACCUGAUGAUCCUACAGCACUUCCUGCAGCACCAGAGGCCCCUGCAGAAGGCCACAGCAUUAGCUUGGCCACAAGAGCACCUGGAAACCGUCCUGCGUCUGGGGCAGCUUGCUUUUGACAGCGUGCAAACCACCUGCUACGUCUUCUCCAGCGCACAUCUGCAGAUGCAUGGCGUGACCGAGGACGAUGUCCGCACGGGCUUCCUCGUGCAAAGCAAAGAUAUGUCCUCCACAUACAGCAAAUACUAUGAAUUCCUUCACAUGACUAUGCAAUGUUUCUUCGCCGCUCUGUACAUUGUCUUGUCAGGUAAUAUUGACCGUUCAAGCAUCUCAAAGCUCUUUGAGACGUGGGACUCGAAAGAGACAGAUCUGAAAGGCACAUGCUUUGGGGUGUGCUUGCCUCCCACCAGCCAGCAGGAGCAGGGUCCCAACGGCAAAGCUACGGCCACGGAAACACCAAAUUUACAAAUCACAGCCACCUUUGUGUCCGGGCUUCUGUCCCUACGCCACCGAAACCUUUGGCGUCACUGCUGCCCCGGCGCUACGCUGGAAAGGAAGGUCAAACAGGUAGAAAAAUGUCUGGCCAAAGGCUUGCAGAAGCACUUCAAGUCCAUCCCUCAGCCGGUGCCGGGGGAGAAGAAGAGCAUGCACGCGAUGCCCGGCUUCGUCUGGCUCAUCAAGUGCAUCUACGAGAUGCAGGAGUGCAGAAUCGCUAAAGAUGCCAUGAGCAAGUUAGAAGUGGACCACCUGAAACUCACCUACUGUAACAUCGGCCCCGUGGAGUGCACCGCGCUCGCUUAUGUACUCCAGCAUUUGAGGAACCCUGUCGGCCUUCAGCUGGACAACAACUCCGUGGGGGAUGUCGGCGUGGAGCAGCUUCUGCCGUGCUUGCACAUUUGUAAUUCCUUGUACCUCAGGAAUAACAAUAUUACAGAUGAAGGCAUCCGCAGGCUGAUUGCUAAAGGUAUCCAGUGUGAAAACUUCCGGAAAAUUGCACUCUUCAACAACAGGCUAACCGAUGCUUGCACACAACACUUUGCUCAUCUUCUCAAGGCCAGGCCAGAUUUCCUUUCUCUGAGGCUCGGCAACAAUAAUAUAACGGCAGAAGGAGCAAGACAGUUGGCGGAUGGGCUAAAAUGUAAUCAUUCACUGCAGUAUUUAGGGCUUUGGGGCAAUAGUAUAGGCGAUGAAGGAGCACAGGCCCUGGCCAGUGCCUUAGAGAACAGCAAGUCCCUGGUGUGGCUUAGCCUGGUGGGUAAUGGUGUAGGGAGUGCAGGAGCCUGUGCCCUCGCCAACGUUAUCAAGAACACAUCAGUGCAAGAGCUUUGGCUGUCAGAUAACCGUAUAACCAGAGCAGGAGCGGAACAUCUGAUUCAAGCCCUGCAACACAACACUAAUAUGAAAUCAGUAUGGUUGAAAAACAAUGACCUCACUUUGGAGGAGGUGGAGGAGAUGACGCAGCGUGAACCCAGACUGACAUUCUGAUUUAGUGUUGACUUGGCCAAGGAAUGUGUCUUUUAUGCUCUGAUCUUUAUUUAUUGUAUAGAAUUGUCAAAAUAUGUAUGUGAUAAAACGUUGAUUAUGUUACAGUAUACUUUGCUUCCACAGAUUACAUUUUAUGCUAAGGUUCAUUUGAAUAUGCCGUGGUCUGCUUACAACCACUCCUGUUACUGCUGCUAACAAUAAACCAAAUAAAUUCAGGCCACCUAUUAGA
Betta splendens (Siamese fighting fish) is the source of this 3577-nucleotide messenger RNA. RefSeq names its product nucleotide-binding oligomerization domain containing 2 (gene nod2). The transcript is spliced from 11 exons. The coding region runs from base 382 to 3348 and encodes 988 amino acids. The record is from RefSeq and is a predicted model, not a curated record. NCBI's taxonomy places the organism in Eukaryota, Metazoa, Chordata, Actinopteri, Anabantiformes, Osphronemidae. Gene Ontology annotation, molecular function: protein binding. Gene Ontology annotation, cellular component: cytosol. Gene Ontology annotation, biological process: positive regulation of canonical NF-kappaB signal transduction; regulation of apoptotic process; response to muramyl dipeptide.